Messenger RNA from Lycium barbarum (goji berry), 3235 nucleotides. RefSeq lists its product as uncharacterized. The record is from RefSeq and is a predicted model, not a curated record. Bases 1675 to 2424 code for a protein of 249 amino acids. The transcript has 5 exons. Lineage: Eukaryota; Viridiplantae; Streptophyta; Magnoliopsida; Solanales; Solanaceae.
AAUUCCCCUUUUUGUUUUUGUUUUUCUAUGUAUAUGAUUUCAUUCUUCUCUUUGAUUUUUUUUCCUGCUGUAACAUGAUUGUGGUGUAUUAAUCAAUGAGUUAUACAGUCUCUCGUAUAUGAUAUAAAAAGACAUAUAUACAAGUUGAUGGAUCACUAAUGCUUCUUUGUUUUUUCUUCCCAUCCGCCUAAGCCUUGGUGGCCGGUAGAGUUAUCCGGUGCCUGUACUCAUAGAAUACUCCCUCCGCCUCAUAUUAUUUGUGGUUAUUCUCUUUUACACGCUCCUUAAAAAUAUUAAUUAGGAGGAGUUUUUAACUAUUUUAUAAUUAAUUUUUUCUUAAACUUCCAAAACGACGAAUAAUUUGGGAAAACUAUUUUUAGGAAUCACCACAUAUAAUUUGGAACGGAGGGAGUAGGAGAUAGCAAAAACACAAGAAAAUAGUUUGAGACACCUUUUUAUAAAAGAGUUUCGUAAGCAAUGUUUUAGGUUGGAUGCUAGAAUUUCGUUACAUGGUAUUCAUUUUAAUUUUGUAUUAAUAUGAACCCAAUUCGGGUGAUAGAGAAGGAUGUUGAGUUAUGUGGCAAAAUGAGCUAAAAGAGACAUUUGAGAAUGGAACGAAGGAUAAGGGAUUUCAUUUUAUUUUCUUAUUUCACAAGUUUGAUUAAGUUUAAGUGGGGCUGAAUUAAAAUAUUUAACAACUUAGGGUAAAAAAAUUAAAACAUUGUAAUAAAUCCAACUAAACCCAAACAAAAAUUACCCGUUUCCCCAUUUCUCCUCUCUUCUCUUCUCUGCUCUUCUCUCUAUUCUCUCAGCUUUUUCCUUUUUAACCCACUUUUUUCUUACUGGUUGCUCCUUCAAGAACGCUCUUUCUCUGCAAAUUCAAGUUUUUUGAGAUAAAAUGGAAAAGAAAAAUUAAAGAGUUUAUAAAAGAAGGCCUAGAAAAAAGGAUUGGCCAACGGAAGAGGAGUUUGCUUCUGCUGGAGAAACAGAUAGGUUUCCACAAGCUCAGGUAAAAGAAGAAUUGACCUCAUCAGCUCAUGGUUCAGUUAGAGAAGAUAAAAGUGCAGAAGAUGAGCAAUACAUAGAUCAGAAAGAAGAAAAUGAAAGUAGAAAAGAAAGUGCAGAAGAUGAGGAAUCAACGCAUCAGGAAGAUGAAAAUGAAAGUGGAAAAGAAAGUGCAAAAGAUGAGGAAUCAACGCAUCAGGAAGAACAAAAUGAAAGUGGAGAAGAAAAUGUAGAAGAUGAGAAAUCAACGGAUUAACAAGAAUAAAAUGAAAGUGGAGAAGAAAGGGAAGAAGAAACAAAUCAUGAUGUACUUUUCAAACAAAGAAAAAAAGUAUUACAUGAUGAGAAUGCUGCCCCUUCAAGAUCAAAUUUUGCUGAUGAUUCUGAUACUGAGGUUCCCGAAUGCAUCAAGUCCAUUGAUCUUACAAAAUAUAACUUCAAGACACAUUAUUCCAUACACGCUGACUUUCCGGGAAAGAUUUUUAUAAAGUCACCUCUAGGAGGAAAAGCAUUUGGUGAAUUCAGAGGAGUUCUGGUAGAACAAUGUAUUUUAGAUAGGUUCAAAAAAAGUUGUUUUGGGCAUUUUCUUGAUAUUCCAAUGCAGCGAGUGAAUUUCGAGUCGCUGAUAGUUCAUGGUCUUUUACUCUGACGUAUCAUUUGUGAGAAAAAAUGGAGUUGUGGUUUGAAUAUGAAAAUCUGCCUAUUUGUUUUGGAUUAAGGGAAUUUGCCUUGAUGACCGGACUAUGGUGUCACCCCUUUCCUUCUGGAGAGGCAUUGGCUAGUCGGCUAAAGAAGGGUGAACCAUUGUGGGCAUUUGUUUCCAAGGAAGGAAAAACUGUUACUGCUAACUUCCUCCUUGAAAAGAUCAAAUCACCUGAAACACCAAAAAAUUAUAAGUUUUCACUUGCCUUGGUUUGGUUCUAUCACUGCAUUCUAUGUGCAAGAGAUAUAUCAUCAGAUGUUGAUGCCGACACGACCAAGCUAGCUUGCAAGCCCUCUGUCUUCAACGAAUAUCCAUGGGGUCUCAAAAACUAUCUUUUGACUAUUGAGUAUCUUGCAAAACCAAUAAAAUCUGAAUACAACCUCUACGGCUUCCGGUGGGCAUUCCUGGCUUGGGCUUUUGAAGCUAUUCCAAAACUUCAACGAAAUGCUAAGAAUGUUCCCCCUAAGAGGACAUUGCCACGUAUACUAAGGUGGAUGUUGUAUGGAAGCCUAAAAAAAUCUACAGAUCCAUUCAGUACCACUGAUAAAAAAGUAGUGCACCCUUUCCUGAUUUCUACAAAUGUAGAAAAAAGGGAAAAAUACAUGAAGGACCUUGAGCCAUUUUCCAGUAAGAAAGCUGACGAAAAAAUUGAUAUGUUAAAAGAAGAAUUGGUUAAGGUGAAAACCAUCACAACAGGUGAAGUAGGAGCUAGGUAGGUUGGUGGUGAGGAUAGGAUCCCAGUAAGGAGCGGGGCUGAUAAAAGGAGCCCACUAAGGGGUGGGGGUGGGGGUGCGAAAAUAAAUACUACAAGAGGCACGGAUGACGAAAGGAACCCGCGGAGCCCUUUAAUGAAUUAUGGUGACAGAUUUGCUGGUAGUCUAGUCAACUAUGAUUUUGGUAGUCAGUAUAGUGAAAGAGGAGUUGGUAGAGGAUCUUUUGGUGUUUGUCCUUCAAAUGUGAAGUGCUCCUGUGAAUGUCUCACCUGUGCGGAGAAACAAAGACAAUUGGAACUGAAAAUUUCUAAAAUGGAGGAGGAGUUCAAAGAAAUGGGGAAGUCUAUCAAACAACUUAUUGAAGAAUUAUCUACUUUGACUAAAAAACUCGAGCCUAGGAGGAUGUUAAGGAAUUCCAAAUACAUAAGAACUCUAUUUACUGCUGGUGCACGUAAAACGAAGAAGAGGAUAAGUGUGAAAAAUCUACUGUCUAAUAUUUACAAGCCUCUUGACAUUGAUAAGAGAAAGGAAAGAAUGGAACCAUAAACUAGGGAUGUUUUUGUUGGGAUAAUUUAUGUUGAAAAUUUUGUGGUGGAUCUUUUUGUUGGACUAUUUCUUGAUGUGGAAGUAUGAUGACUAUUUAUGGAUAACUUGUAGAAUAUGCUAUGGACAUACAAAAAAAUUCUUGCUAUAUUGGCCGUCUUUUUUAUGAUGUUUAUGUAUGGUUGUUUACUAAAACGACAUGAUGUUGUUUAACAGUUUCAGUGGUUGCUUAAACAUUCAGUGAUUGCUUAAACAUUCAGUCUUUUUAUGA